Messenger RNA from Homalodisca vitripennis (glassy-winged sharpshooter), 1657 nucleotides. Its product is annotated as ATP-binding cassette sub-family C member 5-like. Gene Ontology annotation, biological process: transmembrane transport. Lineage: Eukaryota; Metazoa; Arthropoda; Insecta; Hemiptera; Cicadellidae. The transcript has 12 exons. Gene Ontology annotation, molecular function: ATP binding; ABC-type transporter activity; ATP hydrolysis activity. The record is from RefSeq and is a predicted model, not a curated record. The annotation marks the transcript as partial. Gene Ontology annotation, cellular component: membrane.
AUGAAAGAUGGCAGCAUUGUGGAGCGAGGAACUCACGAGGAGCUGCUGGCUAAGGGUGGAGAGUACGCGACCAUGGUGCACACCUGGCAGCAGUCGCAGGGCGAUGGCGGUCAAACUCGUACGAUAGUAAACAGUGACUCAGGAGUCUCGGGAAUGAAUGGGAAAUGUGUGUCGGUGGAGAAGCUUGCCACCAACGGCACCCCAAAGAAAGCGAAGACUGUUCAGAACGGAAACCACGAUAUCCAAGCACAAAUGAUUGGUGGAAAACAUCUAACGCAGGCAGAACGCCUGGAGGCUUCUGCGUGGUCUUCUGUGUGGUGGCCAUCAUCAUUUCUCAAUGUGGGAACAACAGCAUUCAGCUCUUGGUGGCUGGCCACGUGGAUCAAGGCUGGUGUCGGGAACAGUUCAUUUGUGAAGAAUGAGUCGAUUGUCGUUGGCAACGAGACAGUGUACGAGAAUGUGACAGUGUUGGGCACGAGUAUGGCUGAUAACCCUGAUUUUGAGAUGUACCGGACAGUGUACGCCCUCACCAUCGUGGGUAUCAUUGCUACCAACCUCCUCAGGGGCUUUGUGUACGCCAGGGUGUCACUGAAUGCCUCCAAGAAACUGCAUGUCCAGCUGUUUAACAAAGUAAUCAGAACAACUAUGCAGUUCUUUGAAACAACCCCUCUUGGCAGGAUACAGAAUUUGUUCUCUAAGGAUAUGGAUGAAGUGGAUGCUCACCUACCGUUCACGCUGGAGUGUAUGCUAGAGGAUGGCUGUUCGCUUAUAUUCGCUAUCCUCUUCAUCUGCCUUGUCUUUCCUUGGUUCAUCGUUCCUCUAGUGAUCCUCUCCAUUCUGUUCUUCACAGUCAGCAGAAUAUUCAGGGUGGCUGUCAGAGACCUAAAGAGGCUGGAGAACACGUCACGAUCUCCUAUCUUCAGUUCUGUGUCUGCAACCGUGCAGGGCCUCAGCACCAUCCAUGCCUUCAACAAAGAGAACGACUUUAUCAGCAAAUUCACCAACACCUUUGAUCUGAAUUCAACCUGUUUGUACAUGUCGACAUCAGCUAUCAGGUGGCUGGCCCUCAGGGUUGAUACAUUAUCAGCGGUGAUCACGUUGAUAACAGCGUUCUUGUCAGUUCUGCUGCACAACCAAGUAGCACCUGCGAUGAUGGGGCUGGCCAUAGCGUAUGCUGCCUCCAUCAGCGGUAUCUUCCAAUACGUGAUCAGGAUGGUGGCUGAAGCAGAGACGAGAUUCAUCUCGGUCGAGCGCAUCACCUCGUACCUCGAGAGCCUGAAGGUGGAAGGUGGUAAUGGACCGAAAGGCAAGCCAUGGGAAGGUUGGCCGCAGAGAGGCAACGUGCACUUCAACAAGGUGUGUCUGCAGUACCGCAGCUCCUUGCCAACAGUGCUGCAUGAAGUAACCUUCAAGGUCAAAGACUGUGAGAAACUGGGUAUCGUGGGCCGCACAGGUUCAGGAAAGAGUUCACUGACCACUGCACUAUUCCGGUUAGUGGAGCUGUCUGCUGGAACUGUUGAGAUAGACCAGCUCAACAUCUCUUCCUUGGAUCUCAGCCAACUGCGGACACAACUCACCAUCAUCCCUCAAGACCCCAUGUUGUUCUCAGGCACCAUUAGGUACACAUACCUAUCAUUAUCCUUUUUUAAUAUUUACA